AUGCUUCAACAUGACGGCAUACAUCCUCUGGAGUGUGUUCACAUGGACAUUCAAGGGGCUCCUGUGCACCUGCAGGUACCUGUGGAGAUACGAUGUGAUUACCUCAUUUGUCUUUCUUUGUCAGGUCCUGGGAGUAAAGGGAUUAUAUCCAUACCAGGAAGUCCCGACCGCACUACAGCCCUUCAUAAACGGCUCACCAAAACCGAGAAGGAGAUACUGUCGCUCAAGACCAGGUUUGCCUGUGAGAGAGCAUCAUGGGAAAGGAGGUUUGCUUAUCUGCAGAGAAAACAGGAAGAGCUACACAAUCAGGUGGCCUCUCAGGGUGGAGUGUUGGUGAAAGUGGGCAGUUUUGACGAUCAGGGGGGAUCAGGAGUGGACAAUGGCGAAGUAUAUCAGGAGUGUCCAAGGAAUCUCCCAAGAAUUACGUACCAGCGCAGAGGAUCUGAUUUGUCAACGAGAGGCCUCACGUACGCCAGCAGUUUGACAGGCAGCCACUUCUCCACAUAUUCAGCGAUGAGCUCCAGACCUGCCUCCUCCUCGUCUUCUGGCGCCAGAUCAUGGAGAGCAUCGAAACCGCCUCACCGGGUUUUUGUACCACACUCCCCCAUGGACCUGGAGUUGGGUCACCGUGUCAGGAUCAUGCUGCCAAAUGGAAGGAUCAGCACAGGAACUAUCCGUUUCCUGGGCCACCUGCAGGGGGAGGCAGAUCUCCACCUUGGGGUGGAGCUGCAGACAGCUCAUCACGGAAUGAAUGACGGCAGCCACAGGGGGCACUGCUACUUUGAAUGCAAACCUGGUUAUGGGGCAUUUGUACCAUUCCACAAACUACUGAUGGCCUGGGAAUAACAGAAUGACAGACAACCGAGCUUGGCAACUGGUUGCACCAGAAAACUGAGUGUAAAACAUGAGUUACAGUUACCUUAUUGUAAUGCAACACAUCUUUGUAUUGACAUACUGUACAUACAAAGUUAUGUAUGCCAUUUGUACUGAGCCCAUGAAGGCUAAGAUAAGAAAAAAUAAAAAGCUGUUUGUAAAUCAGUUCCACACCAAAUCUGUGCCCACAGCUUGUAAAUUCAUGACUGAAGUUUGCAAAGCUGUGUGCACUGUUGAAAAACACCCUGGGUAUGGGUUCUGAGAGGUUACCCAAAAUCUAUGUGCACAGAUUUACAAACUGUGGUAAUGGAUUGAAAAAUGGCUUUUACAUUUUUUCUAACCUUGGCCUUCAGGGGCUCCCAACAUAUGACUUAUCUGAUAAUCACAAUAAAAUACAAUAAAAAAUCA
Molecule: messenger RNA, 1281 nt
Organism: Labrus bergylta (ballan wrasse)
Lineage: Eukaryota; Metazoa; Chordata; Actinopteri; Labriformes; Labridae
Source: RefSeq, a predicted model, not a curated record